AGCGCGAGCUACCCGGACUGACACACCGACACAACGACCUGUGCACCCAUAGGCACGCGCGCACGCGGGUUCGGGAUUUGGUUUGCGCGCGUGAAGCCACGGAUUGCGCAGGUUGCACUGCAUUAUUUUCCCCGCGUGGAGUCAUGAGAAGGUUUAGGGAGGGGGCUCGCUCCCUCCCGGUGAGGCGCACGAGCUGAAGUACGGGAGCGCGCGCCGUGCAGCCGGGAGCCCCGUGCGCCCUCCAGCUGCUUUUGCAGGGGUUUUGCAUCAGUGGAGCAAAGUUACGCGUGCAGCCCGGCGCUGGAGGAAAGUGCAGCACGCGCCAGCGUGAAAAUCUCCAAAGCAGCAACAACAACAAACAACAAUAACAACAAUAACAACAAACACCGUAAACAGCGGCGCGGCCGUAGCUCGGAUGCACUUGUCGCUCAGACCGGACUGAUCGCGCGCGCGUGGGUUUGCUGUGGACAUCUGCAGGCGGAUGCGCGCGCUGUGGAUGUGCAUGACUAAACCGGUCUGGAGCGCGAGCUGCGGGGCGUAACACCACACAAACAAACAAACGAAUUAACGCGAGCGGGCCACGUGCGGCGAGAGCGGCGCUGCUGCGGAGUCACCGGCGGAGCGCGAGCGGAGAGAAGUGCACUGGAGUUAUUUCGGGCGCGCGCACACAGGGACCCCCAGCGAUACGCAGCGCGGGAUGGACGCUGCUGUGAUGCUCGCGCUCCAUCACUCCUCUCUCUCUCUCCGUCUCUCUCUCUGUCUCUCUCUCUGUCUCUCUCUCUGUCUCUCUCUCACGCGCUCAGUCUGACUUCUCCUUCUGUCUCUCUCUCUCUGUCUCUCUCUCUCUGUCUCUCUCUCACCCGCGCGCCCAAGUUGUUCUCCGGGGCUCGAGCAAACAUGUUGCGCGUGUGCGCGCUGCAUUCGCUCUUCCUGCUUCUCGGAGUUACAGAUAGCCGGAUCCUGGAGAGCCUUCAGCGUUACUCCUCCGCCCCCACUUACCUGCCUGUCAGCUACCAGCUGCUCAACACCGAGUCAUCCUUUUUCCUCAAGGAGGCCACGCAGGACUUCAUGCGCAACUCCAGCCUCCUCGCCAGAACCGAACCUUUCUUCAUCCACCAGGCCAGGAGACCUCCAAUCAUCAAUGCCAGCUAUGGUACACUCUUUGUGGAGCAACUUGUACCUCUGGAGCUCCUUCAGACCCCUGGCACCUUUGUGGCCUCCUCCACCCUCUUCACCUUCAACUGGAAGGUGCAGACUUUUGUCCUCACAGAGAAGAUCUACCUGGACAAACCCAAGGUUCAGGUACUUUUCUACAUAGCUGGGAGGGACUGGGAUGACUAUAGCACUGUGGACAAGUUGCCUUGUGUGCGAAUGUUUGCCUUCCAUGAGACACAAGAAGUUCGUGGCAGCUGCAGGCUUCGGAGUGAGCUGGGCAUUUGUGUUGCUGAGCUGGAGCCUCUUCCUGGUUGGUUUGCGCCUCCUAGCGUGGUCCCAGGACGCCAAAGAGGCACGGAUUUGUCCAAAGGGACUCCUGUGGAGCUUUACUACUCCCUUCACUCAGUGGAAAGCAGUGAGUGCCUUGGCGAGGAAUCUGGAGUCAGGAAUUCUGCCCGAUUAGAACAAGAAGAUAUGUUUGGAUCUGCCACAUCUACACCCAUGCGGAGGAUCGGAAGCGUGAGGUUGUUCCGGACACCAGCUGUCCCGGAAUUGUCAGAGCAUCGGCUGGACGGGAAUUUUGCAGUGCUCGUGCCAUCAGCGCCGGUCCGGCCGAGGGAUAGUGUGUCGGCUUACGUGGCUGCUUCACCCUAUUCACCUGUGGAAAUGUUCACUCUGAGGGUGAAACUGAAGGAUGGUGUUGCGUUUUUAGGGGCGAGACCCUGUAACCCCACGCUGUGGAUGGUCAGUCAGGACGUCCGGACUGAAGGUCAUAAGGUGGUGACCCUGCACUGCCGGAGAAAGGAGUCCAGCUAUGGUCAGAGGGUGGAGCCUGGCUGGCAGAGGGUGGUGCAGGUGGAUCUAGAGAUGGACAUCACUGUGGAUAUGGUGGGCAAUGGAUCGAUAUCCUGGAUGGUGGAGUAUCCUGGCAUCAGAGCAGGUUCGGAAGAGACGGAGACCCAAAUCCACAUCGUCCAGAAGGAGCUGGCUGGAGUCAUUCCUCUGGCCAUGGACACAGAGAUUUUGAACACAGCCGUGCUGAACGGCAGAACCGUGGCUGUGCCAGUCAAAGUGGUCACGGUGGCUGCGGACAGUACGAUUACAGACAUAUCGGACAUAGUGGAGUGCCGGUCAACAGACGAGGACGUGGUCAAGAGAAUCAACAAAUAA
Molecule: messenger RNA, 2325 nt
Organism: Pygocentrus nattereri (red-bellied piranha)
Lineage: Eukaryota; Metazoa; Chordata; Actinopteri; Characiformes; Serrasalmidae
Product: transmembrane protein 132C
Exons: 6
Coding region: 898-2325 (475 amino acids)
Source: RefSeq, a predicted model, not a curated record